AUGUUAAAAGUUCAGCAGUGUGUAACAGCUGACAGGAUACCCAAGAAAAAGCCAUAUAUUUGUGACAUUUGCUGUAAACAGUUUGAAACUCCAUCAAAAUUAGCUAGGCAUUAUCUGAUACAUACUGGUCAAAAGCCAUUUGAAUGUCAUGUAUGCCAUAAAACAUUUAGGCAGCUAGUCCACGUGGAGAGGCAUCAGUUAACCCAUAAUUUGCCUUUUAAAUGUAUAAUUUGUCAUAGAAACUUCAAAAACUUAAUCACUUUCUUAAAGCAUCAGCAGCUUCAUAAUGAAAAUUAUCAGAAUGAUACCAAGCAAGCAGAAAAUUCUGUGAAUUUUGAGCAAGACAGGGUCACUUAUGGCAUAUUUCGAUGUUCUAUGUGCUGUAAAUCUUUUACAACUGAAGAGAGGUGGAUGCUGCAUCAGUGCCUGAAGGCAGAUCAUCUACGUGGUGCCAGAAGGAGAAAGAAAACCCAUGCCUGUGAAUCGUGUAACAAGACAUUUCCAUCAAGAUCUAAGUUAGAAAGACACUUCCUUAUUCACACUGGCCAGAAACCUUUUAAGUGUUCUUCAUGUGGUAAAUCUUUCAGACAGUCAACACACUUGAAAAUCCAUCAGCUCACACACACAGAAGAAAGGCCUUUUCAGUGCUGCUUUUGUCAGAAGGGGUUUAAAAUACAGAGCAAACUCAUGAAGCACAAACAGCUCCAUGCCAGAAAUAAGAAUUUCCCCAAUAUUUUAUACAAAGCAAAGACUCUUAAAUAUCCCAGACCACAGAACCUGUUGGAAGGAACGAGGGAUAGUUUUGAGAAUGCUGACACCUACGAGUCACAGAAGGACCCACAUGACGUUCACUCGAUUUAUAUCGUACCCUUUCAGUGCCCAGCAUGUGAGCAGUGUUUUGAAACGGAGCAGGUUCUAAAUUUGCACAAAUGCUGUUAUCUGAGAGAUGGCAAAAGUUCAAGUAAUGGUACAGCAGCAAGCAGCUACACAGUCAGCAUGAAAAAUAAGAUCCUCAUGAAGCUGAAGCGUACUGGAGGAAAGGCAACAGAUUUUUCUCUGACUGACAGAAAAAAAAUCAAAUCAGGUCACUUUAAAAGUCCUGACCUGGUUGCAGCUAGAGAUCAGCGUUCUGAUCAGCGUGCUUCCACUAAACCUUUCAAGGAUUGCCAUAGCAAGCUUGACAUGCACAAGGCACUUAGUAAUCGGAUGAAAAGAACGUUAGCUGUGCCAUUACCUAGGCAAGAGCACCCGCAACCUCGUGACUUUGGAAUUAAUUUAAAAGGUAUGCUUACUGGUGAAAGCAUGUUAAACAUCGAUGAUUCACUGCCUAAUAAAGACGACGCUUUUUAUGGUUCAUCAGAUGAUGGCUUCUUUGAUAAUCCAGAAGUACUUCACUGUGCUUUUUCAGCUUCUGCUAAAAAUAUACAUAGCAGACACAAAGUGUGUAAAUGUGACAGAUGUGAAAAAAUCUUUCCGUCUUCAUCCAAACUUCAAAGACAUUAUCUUAUACACACGGGACAGAAGCCCUUUGGCUGUAAUGUUUGUGGGAAGACAUUUAGACAGUCAGCUCACUUAAAAAGACAUCAGCUCACCCAUACUGAAAAGAGACCCCAUAAAAGCUCCGUUUGCCAGGUAGAAUGUGAAAACCUGAACAAACUUUUCAAUCAUCAGGGAGAUCACAUUGAAUUUAAGUCUUCUCAGCCUGUGGGUUAUUCUCAAACACCUUCACGGGCAUCUGGCUUUCAAGAAUUUGAGCUGAUUCAGUCAAAGCAAGCAGCUGAAAUCAAAGUUGAAAUUGAGUCAGGGGACUUUGUUCUUGACACCAGCAGUAGAAACACACAGCCGUAUUUGUGUAGUAAAUUGUUGGAAACAGAGCAAAGCUGUUACAGCUAUUGGCAUGAUUUUUCGGAAGGUACUGAAAAAAGUGAAGUUGUUAACAAAUUGUAUCAGUGCAGUAUCUGCUUUAAAACUUUUAAGUCGCCUUCUAAGCUUGAAAGACAUUACCUAAUGCAUGCUGGACAGAAGCCAUUUGAAUGUUUAGUUUGUGGUAAAAAUUUCAGACAGGCCCCACACUUGAAACGACACCACCUUAUUCACUUUAAAGAGAGCUUAAAACUGAGUUCCACUGAGCAAUAA
Charadrius vociferus (killdeer) is the source of this 2136-nucleotide messenger RNA. It is a transcript of the gene ZNF770, whose product is annotated as zinc finger protein 770. The record is from RefSeq and is a predicted model, not a curated record. NCBI's taxonomy places the organism in Eukaryota, Metazoa, Chordata, Aves, Charadriiformes, Charadriidae. The transcript has a single exon. The coding region runs from base 1 to 2136 and encodes 711 amino acids.